CUCAAGUUGAAGCCUUUGCAAGAAAGCCAAAAUGGCACCGCCAUCGACCCAACAAGUGCUCCUGAGUCCUGCUGAGCUCUCAUAUAUUCACACUUCCCUGUCCCUUACCCCGCCAAUCCGCCCUGAUGCCCGUACAAGCACCCAGUUUCGAACUUUGACUGCUGAGACGAAUAUAUUACCAGGCACAAAUGGCAGUGCACGUAUCUGCUUCGCAGAUGGAACAGAAGCUAUUGUUGGGAUAAAAGCAGAAGUGGAAAAAUCAAGAACGACUUACCAAGCUGGUGAGGAUUUGAACUUCGCGGAUGAUGACGACGAAGAUGAGGAAACGAGACAAGAGGAAAAGGAAGCCGAAGAAAGAAGAGGUUCAAAUGAGUGGGUUGAAUUGACGGUUGAGAUCCCUGGAUUUAGGGAUGAUGAUUCAAUGCCUGUGUUCCUGGCUGCAAUGCUCAGCGAGGCUCUAUUGGCGGAUGGGGAAUUCACGAGCCGACUAUGGAUCAACAGAAGGUAUCAUUGGAAGCUCUACCUGGAUAUUUUACUGCUCUCACAGCCAUUGUCGUACCCUUUACCACUACUCUCUCUCACAACACACCUCGCACUGCUCUCAACUCGUCUUCCCAGAUUGAAGUCAGAGCUCGAUGAAGACCCAUUAUUCGAUGACGACUGGGAUGCAUCUGUUUUCCUGUAUCCUCGAGAGUGGCAAAAAUCAUAUACACGGCCCCCAAUUACGCUUCUUGUCAUGGCAGUGAAUGAUAAUAUAAUAUUUGAUCCAAGCAAAGAGGAGCUGGCGGUUGCAGAAGCCGUUUUGGCUGUCUCAAUUGGAGAGAGAUCUUCAGCUAAUGCAGAAGAUGGAGGGAUGGAGGUUGAUUCUGAUAGAAAUGCAAGAGACUUGAGAUUAUUGGCUGUCAGGACGAUUGAUCCCCCAUCAAGAUUAACCCAUCCUGGAGUACCGAAUUCGAUGAAUACGGCAACAGGAGGGACAGCAGCAGCGACUAUAGAGCAAGCAUCGAGCCAGCGCGAGGUUACGGAGGCAGAGGGUGUUUGGCAGCCUCCAAGAGGUGGGGCAAAGCGGAAGCUCAUUGCUGCCAUGAUACAGAAGGUCUUGGAACCAGGAGGGGUAGCCGAAGAGGUUUUAGAUGGUUUAGAUACAGUGGAAUUGGGCUAGUUG
This is a messenger RNA of Amorphotheca resinae ATCC 22711, 1165 nucleotides long. RefSeq lists its product as hypothetical. The record is from RefSeq and is a predicted model, not a curated record. Lineage: Eukaryota; Fungi; Ascomycota; Leotiomycetes; Helotiales; Amorphothecaceae. Bases 32 to 1162 code for a protein of 376 amino acids. Gene Ontology annotation, biological process: nuclear mRNA surveillance; nuclear polyadenylation-dependent mRNA catabolic process; nuclear polyadenylation-dependent rRNA catabolic process. Gene Ontology annotation, cellular component: cytoplasmic exosome (RNase complex); nuclear exosome (RNase complex). The transcript is spliced from 2 exons.